UCUCCUCUCCUCUCCUCUCCUCUCCUCUCCUCCUUUCCCCUUCUCCUUUUUUCCUUUCUCUUCUCCUUUUACUUUCAUUUUUUCUUCUUUUCUAUCCCUUCCCUUUCCCCUUCUCCUGCACCUUCCCCUGCCCCUUCCAUUCUCAUCCCCUUCCCUUUCCAUCCCCUUUCCAUCCCAUUCCUCACCACCCUAGAUGGUCAUUUACACAUCAAUUUCAAACAACCUUUGAGUCACUGCGUGAUGGGGUGACAGAGAAGCAGUGUUGGUUGGGGCUCAAAGCUCGUGGCAUGAGGCACCGUCACUGUGAACCUCCAACCUUUUGGUGGGGGCAGCCCAAACAACGCGGCACUGGCGCUGUGUUCAGUUCAGGCAUCUGCUUUGCUGCCAUACCUUCAACAACAAGGCCUCUGUUGUUCUUUCUUAUCGUUGAUUGCCUGAGAUUUUCUGCGGACUCUGCAUUCUGUCCCUCAGCUCGCCCUUAUGCAGGCACACCGUCUUCCACCUGGUGAUGCUGGUGACCUUGAACUGCUUGGCAGCUGGGAUGAGGACUUUGUGCUCAGCAGGGAGGGCGGUGAAGCUGUGGACGGGCGCACCAUAGCAGGUCUGCAGCGAGAAGAAGGUGUCCGGGCCGUGCUCUUUGGGGAGGUUCUUCUGGAGGGAGGAGGAAGGAAAAUGUCCUGAUCUCUGAAGUGGAGAGCUGUGGGAUUCAAGGGUGGGCAAUUCGGUGGAUAAGGAAUUGGAUGGAUGGCCGUGGUCAGAGGGUGGUGGUCAAUGGCUCUGCGUUCAGCUGGAGGCGGAGCUGAGCGGUGUCCCCAAGGGCUCCGUCCUGGGAACAUCAACAUCUCCAUCAGUGACACCAACGAGGGCAUCGAGUGCAGCCUCAGCAGUUUGCUGAUGACGCCCAGCUGAGCGGUGCGCUUGGCACAGCAGGAGUAAAGGAUUGUCCCUCUGCUCCUUCAUCAUGAGGCCCCAUCUGGAGCACUGCACCCAGGUCUGGGCGUCCCGUCACAGGAAAGACGUGGAGGUGUUGGAAUGGGAGCAGAGGAGGUUGUGGAGAUGCUGCAAGGGCUGGAGCAGCUCUCCUGUGGGGAAAGGCUGAGGGGGCUGGGGGUGUUCAGCAUGGAGAAGGGAAGGAAGGCUCCAUGGACCCCUCAGAGCAGCACUGCAGGGCUAACCAGAAUGUACAGCCCUGCACUGAGGGCAUCGUCCCAAUGCCUCCUGAGCACUGCAGGCAUGGAGCAUCAACUGCUACCUACAGACCUGUCCCAGUGUGUGACCACCCCCGUGCUAACGAUAAUUCUUCCAAUUAUCAAGUGGCUCAGAAGAGAGCAGCAGCAAGCCUUCCACCCAAUUGAACAGGAAUUAGUUCACCCAACUGCCACUGAUGUUGUGUGGAGGAAGUGACUUGCAGUGAUCACACAGUGGGCUCAAGUUGGAAUCCCUCGUUGUGCAGGGAUCUUGGAAAUGAUCGUGGACUGGAUGAAGGCAGAGAUUUUGGAACGUCAACAGAGGAGGAGGUGAUGGGUGCCUGUGGCUGGGCUCGGGAUCGAGGGGUGGACUUGGCCGUGGAUGCUAUUGCACAGGUUAUCAUGAAUGUGAAGCACACAGGGCAACUAAGCAAGUCAAGGGGAUAAUGACCAUUUGUCUGGAGGAUGAUGGCUGACAUAUAAAUAUGGGGGGGCCUGGAGGUGGAUCAUGUCACGUCCCACAGGCUCACCAUGGCAAUCAGCACAUGCUUGCAGUGAUGGGGCAGCCACUGAUGGGUGUUGAGCUCAACUUCUUUUCUGCUGUUUCCCAAUUCUCUCCCCCAUCCCCAAGGACGGGGCAGUGAGCAAAGGGGCUGAGCUGCUGCAGGGUAACACCACAACCCCGUGGCUGCACUGCCUGGUGCUGCAGGCCCCGACAUUGAGAUGCGGGGUCCUGGGCUGCCCUCCAUCCGCAGAGCUGGGACGGGAGCACUCAGGGCUUUGCUGGGGGCUUUCCUUCCUUCCUUCCGUGGUCCCACAAGCAGAGGUCAAUGGUCCAAUUGCUGCUCCCUUGUUUUCUCUGCCAACAUGGGAACACUCCCUGUGCCUUUCACUUCUGGUUACGGGAAAGGGAGUGGGAAAGGGAGUGGGACAGGAUAAAAGUGGUGCUGAAGGGAGGAGAAGAGAGUGAAGCAGGCAGAGGAGGCAGCGGGGUGAUUCUGAGCACACUGAGUUUUGCCCCCUCCUGUGCCCCUGCGCCGUUGCUGAGCAGUGCUGCACAGAGCUGGGCUCCUGCAUCCUUCUGCACAUGGAGCACGUCCUCCUGGGCUGGGUGCUGCUGCUCAGCACCUGGACUGCUGCAUCGGCCGCCAGCAUUAAGAACAGCCAGAUCAAGGAGGAGGCGAUGGACACGGCCCCCAACUCCUUUGAUGACCAGUACCAGGGCUGCAUCGACUUGAUGGAGGCUGAGCUGCCAGAGCUGAACCGCACCGAGUUCAACAACAGAACCUACGCUGAGGGCUGGCGUUCUGCCACCAAAUUGUGGCAGAGCCGAUUGGGUGCUGCCACCAGCCCAGUGGUGUUGGGACGGGAUCAGGCCAUAGCCGUGAUGGCGUACACGAUGGAGGAGGAUCUGUACCGCGUCUUCAACAACGCCACGCUCACGGCUGGGAGCUCCCGGCAGCACUACCUGAGCUCCUACCCCUUCAAGACGCUGCAUUUCCUCCUGAGCAGAGCCCUGCAGACCCUGCGGGAAUCCCAGACCCAGCAAUGCUACAACGUCUUCCGCGGUGUCAAUGGCACCCGAUUCACAGCACAGCAAGGCCAGGUGGUUCGCUUCGGCAAAUUCACCUCCACUUCCUUCAGCCAGAGCGUUGCUAAAGAUUUUGGUGAAGACACGUUCUUCUUGGUGCAGACCUGCUAUGGUGUGCCCAUCAAGGACUUCUCCGCAUUCCCCGGUGAGGACGAAGUCCUCAUCCCACCUGCCGAGCAGUUUGAAGUCACCAACAUCACCUACAUGACGGAAGGAAACUUAAUCGAGCUCGAAUCCCGGGGGAUGAAGAGCAACCACAACUGCGAGUUCGUGAAGGGCAGGAGCAGCCCCAUGGAAUCCCCACACCUCUGGGUGCUCAUCCUGGCAGCCGCAGCCCUGGCAGCUGUGGGAGAGUCCUGACCUCUACAC
Lagopus muta (rock ptarmigan) is the source of this 3147-nucleotide messenger RNA. Its product is annotated as erythroblast NAD(P)(+)--arginine ADP-ribosyltransferase-like. NCBI's taxonomy places the organism in Eukaryota, Metazoa, Chordata, Aves, Galliformes, Phasianidae. Gene Ontology annotation, molecular function: NAD+-protein-arginine ADP-ribosyltransferase activity; NAD+ poly-ADP-ribosyltransferase activity. The coding region runs from base 2275 to 3138 and encodes 287 amino acids. The transcript has 3 exons. The record is from RefSeq and is a predicted model, not a curated record.